Molecule: messenger RNA, 1704 nt
Organism: Daphnia pulex (common water flea)
Lineage: Eukaryota; Metazoa; Arthropoda; Branchiopoda; Diplostraca; Daphniidae
Product: facilitated trehalose transporter Tret1-2 homolog
Exons: 6
Coding region: 65-1636 (523 amino acids)
Biological process (GO): transmembrane transport; carbohydrate transport
Cellular component (GO): membrane
Molecular function (GO): sugar transmembrane transporter activity
Source: RefSeq, a predicted model, not a curated record
UAUUAAGGUUAAAGCUUCAGUAUGUUUUCUUCCGCAUCUGUGUCCUGAAGCCAACAAAGGAAAGAUGGGCAAAUCGUUGAUUAAAAAUCCUGGCAAAGUCUUGCCUCAGUUAAUUGUGGCUGUAUGGGGAUCGUGGGGCUAUUUUUCCAUGGGCUCGGUUCGUGGCUGGAGUUCACCCGGAAUUCCAUCGCUAAACAGGACAAUCGACUUUGAAGUGUACCCCUCCGAUUUCCAGUGGAUCUCUUCGUUUCCGAUGAUUGGGGCUGUUCUCGGGUCGCUGUUCAUCAACAAACCCAUGCAAUACUUUGGCCGGAAGAAGGCCCUGAUUGGCCAUUACUUUAUCUUCAUAUCCGGAUUUCUCAUCACCGGAUUCACUUACUUUGGCAAACACAAAUCCAUGUUGUACGUUGGGCGAUUCCUCAUGGGUUUCGCCGCCGGAUGCACCACUCCCGCCAGUCAAAUUUACGUGAGCGAAUGCGCAUCGCCAAGGAUUCGUGGCCGACUGGGAUCUCUGACAGCCUCGUCCUUGGCCCUGGGCAUUUUGGUAACUUACAUCAUCGGAGCAUUUGUCGACUGGUACGUCCUGGCUUGGAUUCUUGGCUGUUUGCCAGUCCUGUUUCUCUGCGGUACCUUCAUGAUGCCCGAAUCUCCUGUCUGGCUCCUGUCAAACGGCCGGGAACAUGAAGCUCGGCAUUCCCUUCAGCUCCUACGGGGAAAAGAGACUAACGUCGAGGCGGAAAUGGGGAGGAUCAAGGAACAUCAGGAGCGUAUCGCCAACAGCAGCAAUCGAAAUAAAUCGAUAACUCAACAAUUUCGGGAUGUUCUGACCGCUGGACCGGUCGUCAAACCCCUGGGCAUUUCACUGGGCAUCAUGCUAUUCCAGCAGACGACCGGAAUCAACGCCAUCAUUUUCUAUACGGUCAGCAUCUUCCAGACGGCCGGGAGCACAAUCGAUAGUAGAUACGCCACGAUUAUCGUCGGUGCUGUCCAACUGGUUUUCACCGUCGCCUCGGGAUUCUUGGUGGACCGGUGCGGAAGGCGGAUGCUUUUCAUCACUUCCGCCGUGGCUACGUCAGUGCCUCUAGCGGCCAUGGGAAUAUUCUUCUACUUCCAACACAAAUGGGGCGACAAAGAAGCGACUCGAUCCUUGGGCUGGUUGCCAAUUGUGUGUCUGAUCGUCUUCUUCAUCACUUAUUCCGGCGGAAUGAGCAACGUCCCCUUCAUCAUCAUGGGCGAAAUGUUCCCGACGGAAUACCGGGCCUUACUGGGAGCCAUCAGCUCCUCCUUCCACCUGUUUUGCACCUUUGUGGCCGUCUUCUUCUUCCCAAACAUGUUGAAAGCGAUGGGCAAAGACGGGACGUUCUUCUUCUACACGGGGUGCACCCUGUUGAGCGCCAUCUUCGUCUACUUCCUUCUGCCGGAGACCAAAGGCAAAACGCUGGAAGAGAUCGAGCAAAUCUUCAGCUCCGAUAGACAGCAACACAUCAAGAGCAUUUACCGUCUGGACGACGUCAUCGCAACAGGAAUCAAUAUGAACGGUGACGUCAUCUUCCUGAGACGCUCCCAGUCCAACGACAGUGACAACAGCGAACUCCAAUUGUGUGUCGAUAAGUUGGAAAACACUCGGGAUGUCUAAAAUCAAAGUAGGGCUUUCGAAUCGCCAUUUUCGUUUUGUUUUAUUCAAUACAUUCCUUAUACGUUUAA